CGGUUCCUGUGCGCCGAGUCUCCGAGCAGGGUGCGGACUCUGAGGGUUCGUGUCCUCCACACUGUCCUUUCUCAUUGCUUCACUUCAGCCAGAGCUGCCGCUUCAACAGGUAGCGCUGCAUCACAUCCCUCUCCCAGGGCACUCCUGGUAGGGGACGAAGGAUCCUACUUACUAACCCAAGGAGACGAAAGGAGCCACAAUGGACGACAUCUUCACCCAGUGUAGAGAGGGCAAUGCGGUAGCCGUCCGCCUCUGGCUGGACAACACGGAGAACGAUCUGAACCAGGGAGAUGAUCACGGGUUCAGUCCGCUACACUGGGCGUGCCGGGAAGGCCGCUCCAACGUGGUGGACAUGCUCAUUAUGAGAGGAGCCCGCAUCAACGUGAUGAACCGUGGAGACGACACGCCGCUCCACCUGGCUGCGAGCCACGGACACCGCGACAUUCUGGGCAAGCUAAUCCAGUGCAAAGCAGACACCAAUGCAUCGAAUGAACACGGCAACACCCCGCUCCAUUACGCCUGCUUCUGGGGCCAUGACUUGGUUGCUGAGGACCUUGUCAAUAACGGUGCUCAGGUGAGCAUCUGUAACAAAUAUGGAGAAACCCCAUUGGACAAAGCCAAGCCACACCUACGUGACCAUCUAAAAGAAAUGGCUGAGAAGCAAGGACAAAAUCUGACCAAAGUUCCCUUUAAGGACACCUUCUGGAAGGGCACAACCCGAACACGGCCACGCAAUGGCACACUAAACAAACAUGCCGGCAUAGACUACAAACAGCUCUCGUUUAUGGCCAAAAUCAAUGAAAAUCACUCUGGAGAGUUGUGGAAAGGCCGCUGGCAAGGGACAGAAAUUGUGGUCAAGGUGCUCCAUGUUCGGGAUUGGACAACCAGAAAGAGUCGGGACUUUAAUGAGGAAUACCCCAAGCUGAGAAUCUUCUCCCAUCCCAACGUGUUGCCCAUGUUGGGGGCGUGUCAGUCACCCCCUGCUCCCCACCCCAUCAUCAUCACACACUGGAUGCCAUAUGGCUCCCUUUACAACGUGCUCCAUGAGGGCACCAACUUUGUGGUGGAUCAGAUGCAGGCAGUGAAGUUUGCGCUGGAUAUUGCAUGUGGGAUGGCCUUCCUUCACACACUGGAGCCCAUGAUUCCACGUCACUAUCUCAACAGCAAGAGUGUCAUGAUAGAUGAGGACAUGACAGCCAGGAUAAGCAUGGCAGAUGUGAAGUUCUCCUUCCAGUGUCCCGGCAGGAUGUAUUCUCCAGCAUGGAUGGCCCCUGAAGCUCUGCAGAAGAAGCCAGAGGAAAUUAACAGGCGUUCUGCAGACAUGUGGAGCUUUGCUGUGCUGCUGUGGGAACUGGUCACCAGAGAGGUACCAUUCGCUGAUCUCUCCAAUAUGGAGAUUGGCAUGAAGGUGGCACUAGAAGGUCUGCGUCCCACCAUCCCACCUGGCAUCUCACCCCACAUCUGCAAACUUAUGAGAAUCUGCAUGAACGAAGAUCCUGCCAAGAGGCCCAAAUUCGACAUGAUUGUGCCCAUCCUGGAGAAAAUGCAAGACAAAUAAAGAGCCCUGACUGUUCUCUCUACACACCUUUCUCCACUUAGUCUGUGCAUCAACAACCUCUUCACUCUCUUCAUGUGCUGAUUGCACCAGUAUUGCCUUAAACCCACCCUUCACCAAAGUGCUCUGUGUCACUAACCUUUCAGCAAUGAAAGCAUGCUUGUACUUUGUACAUGUUGGACUGUUUGGUGUUCUCCUCGCAAUCUCUCUUGUACUGUUCCUUGUGAUACACAAUCGGUGGAUGAUCGCGUAUGUCCGUCUGCUCUGUGUAAAGGGUUUAUGGAGAUAAAUAUGGAAUUAUUUAAAUGCCUCUUAAUAGCCAUAAAUCAGCGUGCUGGUGAUGAGAAGCUUGUGACACAGUGAAUGUACUGUAACAACUACAAUGUACCGUCUAACCACUAGUCCCUUAAUUUCAUUGUUCAUCACCGUUGUCCUUCCUGGGGGCUAUAUUUCAGCAUUAUUAACUGUGCUUGUGAAGUCUUUCUUUAAAUUGGAGUUUUUAAGCCUGCGCUAUGUAUAUUUCUUAACUGUUGUGGCAAAGGGAGUACUCCUGUACUAGCUCCCUGCAAGAGAAUUAUAUAUGCAAUGAAUAUUAAGUAUUUGAUCAAAUACUUAAUCAUGUUAUCUUUAUUCCCCAUUAAUUUUAAUAUUUGUGCGCAAAAAGUGUUUCCUACCAUACCCAAGUUUUUUUUUGUUGUUUUUUUUUUAAGAUCUACUAAACAAACUUGCAACAUCCAAUAGCUUAUCAUGCAACUAGUUAACAAAAUAGUGAAAUUCCCAAAGCAUCAUAGUGAACUUUUUAUUCAUGUAUGACUGCAGUUAUUUUAAGAGGAUUUCAUGUUUUGGUCCAGGUCAGGAGGAAAGCUGCAUUUUUUUUUUUUUUUUUCCCUGCUAUGAAUGCAUGACUUUUGCUCUAUUUCAUCAACUGUUUGUUAUUCAGUUUUCAUUGUCCAUGCUGUGUGUUGAAAUGUAACUUCCUAAGCAAUUUUCUACUGUCUGUAUAUCUAUAUAUAUGUUUUGAACAUGGAGAGAUGCAUCUGGUAACCCAUGAGUGCUUUGUUAUGAACUUUUGCCACGCCAACACUACAUGUAUACACUAGCUGCACUGUUUCUGCUUUCACUGUCCAAUGUGAGCUGCUCAGUGUUUAAGAGAGAAAAUGAUCAUAAAUGUCCCAUAUUAUUUUAAAAUACAAUAUAUUUUAGAUCAGUAACACGUUGUUUCUACUCUAGCUUUAAGUAAACCGCAGUUAUGGGGAAGAGAUCUGUGUCUUUUAAAUUAUCAUGCUAGUUCUUCAUUUCCAGCUGAUACUUUGAAUCAAAUGUGUGUCCUUUUGUUGAUCUUGUUUUGGACAUUUGGGCGGUUUAUAUACAUAUUUUUCAUGUGAACAGGAGUUUACAACCGAACAGAAAACAAGAACAAAUAAAGUGUUUUGGCCUUGCUUAA
This is a messenger RNA of Neoarius graeffei (lesser salmon catfish), 2999 nucleotides long. It is a transcript of the gene ilk, whose product is annotated as integrin-linked kinase. The transcript has 13 exons. Gene Ontology annotation, cellular component: focal adhesion; stress fiber. Gene Ontology annotation, molecular function: protein binding; ATP binding; protein kinase activity. Lineage: Eukaryota; Metazoa; Chordata; Actinopteri; Siluriformes; Ariidae. Gene Ontology annotation, biological process: cell-matrix adhesion; substrate adhesion-dependent cell spreading; integrin-mediated signaling pathway. Bases 200 to 1558 code for a protein of 452 amino acids. The record is from RefSeq and is a predicted model, not a curated record.